AUGAUUUCUGUGGCUGUGAUAAACCCAAUGGCUCCAAAGAGGAGAGGGAAGGCAAAAGCCGGCCAGGCGGCAUCGGUGGGGUCCUCGAAGUACCGGGGCGGCACCGGGAAGAAGACCAGCAAGGAGGCGAAGUUCACCAUCGUGAACGGCGUCAAGUGGAACGAAAAGGAGAAGUACCAGUUGUUGGUGACCAUGCGGAAGCACGGGGUCACCAACAUGGACGCGCUGGUCAAAGCGGUCCCGACGAAGACCAAGGCAAAGAUACAGGACUUCAUUGCAAGUUCCAUGCGCUAUGCUCGGAUGAAGAAAGAAGUCGAAGCCAAAGGAUACCAGAAGAUGCCGGCCGUCGAACAGUGGCUGCGAAUCAUCGAGGGACAGUGCCAGACCCUGACCAACUACAACUUCAGCCGUCUCAUCGGAGACGUGAUGGAUCUCGUGAGCAGCAAGUUGCAGCUGCCCUCCGUUCAGGAAGCCGGUGGAAUCGACUUCCCUCUCCUUUACAAAUACAUGGGAUUUGCGUUCCGGGGUGAACCUCUACCAGACUUGCCUCCUCCAACUGCCCUGUUUCUUCUGCAAUGUCUCGACAUCUUGGGCAGCACCAUGUUGAAGCUGGACUCAGAAAAUGCAGAGAAGUUCCUCUUCUCCUUUCGCUCAAACGUGGAGAGUGCUAAGAGAUACGGCCAGGACAGGAGAGACGCAGACGAGGGGAAAGAGCCCAUCACUGUGUUACCAGAUUUUGAUCUGUCAUCAGAGGCAUCAACAUCCUCUGCAAAUGGGUCAACGGUGGGAAUGGACGCUUUUGGUGACGAGGCACCGACCGGCACGAGGAACGCCGUGCCGACGACGUUGCGGGCCCGAGCUUCUUCUCGUGCUGCUUCUACUGGAAGAUCUUCGCUCCCUACGUCGGCCCUCAGUCGAGACAAUCUCUUGUUGAUGGGACUCACUCCACGCGAGCUGAGGAGGAAGCUCUUGGAGGAUGUUCUUUCCUACCCUGGCAUGAACCCUCUCAACAUCCCCAUCGAAGUGUACGAAGGAGCCGAGCGUGAACUGCCGUCCAUCAAGGAGGUGAAAGGUGCCAAAAAUGCUUACAGAUCGGUGCGUUCUGCCACGUGCGUGAAAGAAUCCGCAGCACCCGACGUCCCGAUGGAUGCCGAGGACGAGGCGAGCCGUCGACUCGAACCCGACGAGAACGCGGUCGACCGAGAGAUGGGUACGCCUGACGAGCGGUGUGGUGAAAUAUGAAUGCUUCUGGAGAGGUAUUACAAGUCAUUUCAAUAAAGGCAAUUCUUAAAA
Molecule: messenger RNA, 1293 nt
Organism: Darwinula stevensoni
Lineage: Eukaryota; Metazoa; Arthropoda; Ostracoda; Podocopida; Darwinulidae
Source: the annotation of a GenBank genome assembly